Molecule: messenger RNA, 3321 nt
Organism: Tarenaya hassleriana
Lineage: Eukaryota; Viridiplantae; Streptophyta; Magnoliopsida; Brassicales; Cleomaceae
Product: glutamate receptor 2.1-like
Exons: 5
Coding region: 229-2973 (914 amino acids)
Cellular component (GO): plasma membrane
Molecular function (GO): glutamate-gated receptor activity
Source: RefSeq, a predicted model, not a curated record
AGUAUACAAAUCCAUAUCUGUUCAAAAUUCGUCACCCAUCUCAGACAAUGUAUGUGUAUAGUUUAUAUAUACUCUACAACCAUUGACAUCAUUACAAGGAACUAUUUCUCUUUCUCUUGUCGGUCAAGGAAACGAACAUAUCCGAUUCAAAAUCAAAGAUCCUUGUGUGUGUAUAUAUACACACAUUUAAUGUACCACAAAUGAUUGUAGUGGUAAACAGCAAGAAACAUGAAGGGGAACAAAAACAUUGUCUUCUUCUUCUUCUUCCUCGUCUUGUUUGUCUUUGUCUUCGUCUUAUCUGCGGCAGUGAGCAGAGGGCAAAGGACGACAGCUGCAGUGAACGUUGGGAUCGUGGCCGAUGUGGGAACGACGUUCUCCGACAUGAGUUUGUUCUGCAUCAACAUGUCUCUCUCGGACUUCUACUCUUCCCGUCCCGGGUUCCAGACAAGGCUUGUCGUUAACGUCGGCGAUUCCAAAGACGACGUCAUUGGUGCUGCAGCCGCCGCUCUUGAGCUGAUAAAAAACAAGGAGGUGAAAGCGAUUUUGGGGCCGUGGACUUCGAUGCAGGCUCAUUUUGUCAUCGAGAUCGGGCGAAAAUCUCAGGUUCCGAUCAUUUCGUUUUCUGCGACAAGUCCGCUUCUUACUUCCAUCCGCAGUCCAUAUUUCUUCCGGGCAACCUAUGAGGACUCGUCUCAAGUCGAAGCCAUAAGCGAGAUCAUCAAGUUGUUCGGGUGGAGAGAGGUAGUCCCCGUAUACGUGGACAACACGUUCGGGGAAGGAAUAAUUCCCCAUCUCACCGAUGCAUUACAAGGGAUUAACGUCCGGAUACCUUAUCGGACCGUCAUCUCUCCCAAUGCAACGGAUGACGAAAUUUUUCGAGAGCUUUACAAGAUGAUGACUCUACCUACCAGGGUGUUCAUCGUCCACAUGUAUCCAUCUCUUGCCUCAAGAGUGUUUGUCAAGGCUAAAGAAAUCGGUCUGAUGAAGAAAGGAUAUACCUGGAUCCUUACCACUGGGGUUGCAGAUGUUCUGAGUACGUUGAACAGAAAGGUUGUCCGAAUGAUGCGAGGUGUGUUGGGUGUAAGGACGUAUAUUCCGAGAUCCAAAGAACUCGAAAGGUUCAGAGCUCGAUGGAGUAAGAGAUUCCCGAUUACAGAUCUGAAUAUCUACGGUUUAUGGGCUUAUGAUGCUGCCACCGCUCUGGCGAUGGCCGUAGAAGAAGCUGGGACACCAAACUCGGGUUUUAGUAAGACGACCGACGCAAGACAAAACACGUCUGAGCUCAAAGCUCUUGGCGUGUCUCGAUAUGGUCCGAAGCUUCUCCAGACACUCUCUCGAGUGCAGUUCAAAGGGCUUUCCGGUGAUUUCCGUUUUAUCAACGGACACCUACAGCCGUCGGUGUUUGAGAUCGUUAAUGUGAUUGGUAGCGGUGGAAAGAGGGUCGGGUUCUGGACAAAGGAAGGCGGAAUUGUGAAAAAACUGGAGCAGAAGCCGGGGAGUACAAGCUCUUUUCUCGGACCAAUCACUUGGCCCGGGGAUACUACUUUCGUCCCCAAGGGAUGGGAGAUCCCGACAAACGGGAGAAAACUACAAAUAGUAGUUCCAAAGAGAACAGGUUUUACUGAACUCGUGAAGGUCAAGAGAGAUCCUAUCACCAAUGCACCAGAAGUUACAGGAUUCUGCAUCGAUUUCUUCGAGGCUGUAACUCGAGCGAUGCCAUAUGAUGUCUCCUACGAUUUGAUUCCUUUCGAAACCCCCGACGGCAAAUCAGCUGGUGACUACAAUGAGAUGGUUCGCCAAGUGUAUCUUAAGAAAUUCGAUGCUGCGGUGGGCGAUACGACCAUAUUGGCGAACAGGUCCUUAUACGUUGAUUUCACAUUACCGUACACAAAAUCAGGCGUAGGAUUGAUCGUCCCGAUGAAAGACCGGGUCAAAAGAAGCAGUGUCAUUUUCUUGACACCUUUGACAUGGAAACUCUGGGUAACCAGCCUUUCUUCUUUCUUCGCCAUCGGCUUUGUCGUGUGGGUACUUGAACAUAGAGUUAAUCCAGACUUCAGGGGACCGGCUAAUUACCAAGCGAGCACCAUCCUCUGGUUCACCUUCUCCACCAUGGUUUUCGCACCGAGAGAAAGAGUGUUCACCUUUUGGUCGAGGGUCGUGGUUAUCACUUGGUACUUUGUAGUUCUUGUCCUAACUCAGAGUUACACUGCCAGUUUGGCAUCGGUUUUAAUGUCUCAACAACUCCACCCAACCGAGACAAGCAUGAAGAACUUGCUCGGGAAAGGAGAACCGGUGGCAUACCCUCAGGCUUCUUUCGUUUAUGGAAAGCUAAAAGAAUCGGGUUUCUCUGAAUCUAACCUCAAACCCUUUGGUUCUGCUGAAGAAUGUGAAGGCCUUCUGAGAGCAGGGCCAAGAAAUGGCGGUGUUUCUGCAGCUUUCAUGGAGAUACCCUACAUGAGGCUUUUUCUCGGGCAGUACUGUCACAAGUAUAAAAUGGUUGAACAACCAUUCAACGUUGAUGGAUUCGGCUUUGUCUUUCCAAUCGGAUCACCUCUGGUGGCCGAUGUCUCGAGGGCCAUUCUGAAGGUGGCAGAGUCGAGCAAGGCGGCCGAGCUCGAGAGGGCAUGGUUCAAGAACAAAGACGAAAGUUGCCCGGAUCCAGUCACCGACCCAGAUCCACAUCCGUCUGAAUCCUUUCGGCGGCUUGGCCUGGAUAGCUUCUGGUUUCUGUUUGCAGGUGCUGCCUUUGUCUGCCUUGUGGCAUUGUCGAAAUUCUUUGUCUGUUUCUUGAUGGAGAAUCAAGAAAUCCUGAAACAAAAGGACUCUCGACUCCGUAAUUUGUGGAAUAGAUUCCACAAACGAGAUGAGAAUUCAUACAUCGGUGGCGUGGAGAAGUGUCAAUGUUCAUCAACCCUGACCUGGUCAAGGAAGCCAGCAGAAAAUCGUAGACAGAUCUUUCCUGAGAUUGUCUGAAUUUGUCAAAAGACGGUCUGAACAGACAAAAGCCUGGAGAUUCUAACAGCCACCGUGCAACAUGAACUACUCUGAUUGACGAGUGAUACUACCCUAUUUGUAAACAUUUUUAUAUAAUACAAACUGUAAAGGAUGCAAGUAGCUGAUCCUACCAAUAUCAACAGUGAUUCUAAUCCAAGAAUUUUCCGAAAAACACAGCAAUCGGAGAAGAAUCAAUCCCAAGACAGAAUUCUAAACCUAGGAUUUCAGAGGCCGAGAACCGCGUACCCUUCGGCUGAGAAUCUGAUUUCCUCCUGCACGCCUCUUUUCCGCUUCUCGCCAGCUGCCUCCGAGAUCCGAAAGACAAAA